This is a messenger RNA of Xiphophorus maculatus (southern platyfish), 7445 nucleotides long. RefSeq names its product ribonucleoprotein, PTB binding 2 (gene raver2). Lineage: Eukaryota; Metazoa; Chordata; Actinopteri; Cyprinodontiformes; Poeciliidae. Bases 687 to 3332 code for a protein of 881 amino acids. The transcript has 16 exons. Gene Ontology annotation, cellular component: cytosol. The record is from RefSeq and is a predicted model, not a curated record. Gene Ontology annotation, molecular function: mRNA binding.
CAGAGAGCAGGAGAGCUGUGGCGGCUAAAAGCAAUUCUGCUCUGAAUGCCUUUUUUCCUCUUCAGAACUGUGCUGCUAGAUGAGAAUAAGAGCUGAAAUGUAGACGUUCUUUAUAGAAACACAAAACAUUUUAUAGAUGCUACAUGUGGUUCAUUUGAUUCGUCUUUUCUUUUUGCCUAAAAUGAGGCUCAGAAAAAAGUUUUAGGUUGAAUAGAAACAAAGGUGAACUCUGACUAAGCUUAUUUGCAGUACACUGAACAGACAGUUGGGGGCGCAACUAGUUCGAGGUGCCAGCUGCAGAAAUCAACUAACAAUUUUGUUUUUUCAAACUACAUUAAAAAACUUAUUUUACUUUUUUCACAUAAGUAACAUUCAUAAAUAGAUGCAAACACUGCAACAUUAACUUGAAUCAUUACUCCAUUGAUUAAGAAUAACCCCAGACAAAAGAAUAUGGAUUAAACUAUUUAAUAAGGGAGGUGAUAUAAAGUAAAUAUAAUAUAAUAUUUUUCCCUGUCCCUUGAAGGGUAAAUGAUUAGAUCUGAAUAGUUUAAAUUAAUGUUAUUAUUGCGUUUAUUCUGGCUUGUUGGGACGCACACGCCUCCCACCUGCUCUCUCUCUUUCUCUCGCUGUCUAUAUUUCUCUACCUCUCUCUCUCUCUUUAAACACUUUUCUCUCAGCUUCCCAAGAUGGCGGCAGCCUCGUCCAUCCAGCCGCCGAGCGUUCACUCUUCUCUCAACCGGGAUAGCGUGCUCUCCCCGGACAUGGACAGCCCCGAAAGCCGGCAGCCGGAGGAUGAGGAGGCGGCGGGGGCCGCCGCAGCGCAGCCCUCCGAGCCGGGCGUCAGCCUCCGCGACCUGCCGGACCUGGACCCGGAGGAGAUCGAGAGGAGGCUGGCCAAAACUCGCCGGGAGCUGAGCAACAGGAGGAAAAUCCUCAUCAAAAACCUGCCGCCCGACACCUCCAACCAGGAAGUCCAUGAAAUUCUGAAAGAAUAUGAGCUGAAGUACUGCUUUGUGGACCGCAACAAAGGCACAGCCUUUGUGACUUUGCUGAACGGGGACCAGGCUCAGGAUGCCAUCCGCUCCCUCCACCACAGCACUGUCCGAGGACGCCUGAUCAACGUCACCCUGCAGCCCACAGAUUCCCUGCUCUGCCUCACCAACCUGCCCCACACCUUCACGGCGCAGCAGUUUGAGGAGUUGGUGCGCUUGUAUGGAAACAUCGAGCGCUCCUUCCUGGUUUAUAGUGAGCUAACGGGCCACUCCAAGGGAUAUGGGUUUGUCGAGUACAUGAAGAAGGACUCUGCUUCGCGGGCCCGCUCGGAGCUGCUGGGUCGACCUCUGGGGGAUCGGUCGCUGAUGGUUCAGUGGAUGGAUGUCAACCAGCUGAGCCAGGAGGAGAACCUGCACUCCAAGUGUCUGUGUGUGGACCGGCUGCCUCUGGACCUCUGCGACUCUGAGGAACUGGCCCAGCUCUUCUCUGAAACGUACAAACCAGUCUUCUGCCAGCUCGCCCAGGAUGAAGGGAGCCCAUUGAGAGGUUUUGGUGUGGUGGAGUACGAGAGCGCGGAGCAGGCUGAAGCUGUGCUGACGGAGAUGGACCGAACUCUGGUGGGAGGACAGGAAGUUCGUCUUUCGCUCUGCACCCCCGGCACCUCAGGGAGAAGCACCUUGGCUGCUCUCAUUGCUGCACAGGGUAUGAUUCUGAGUAACAGAAAAGGCUUACUACCAGAACCAAACCUGGCUCAACUGUUGACCAGUAUGACCAACCCAGCUGCCCUGCAGAUCCUUAUGAGGCCAUACCAGGGCGGGAAAAGAGGAGGAAAGUACGGGCGUAAUGCAGGCCUCCCGUUCCUCAGACCUCCUCUCACUGCUGCCCUCCUAACACUAGGAAAGGCUCACCAGAAUGCUAUGGUUGGUAAUGGACUUGUCCUCCAGAAUCUCCUCCACAUGCAGCUCGCGCAGCAGCAGCUUCUUCACAUCAAAGACAAGCGCAUCAGCAGUGUCACCAGUCUGCUUGGAGACCCUUCCAGGUUACUGAUGCAGAAAGCGUUGUCUCUGCGACCUCCAGGUCUCUUGCCGCUGGGGAAAGGCCUCCUGGGAGAUUCCCCUACAGAGUUACUCCAGGAGUCUGUGCCAAAUUCUACCCACAACUCUACAGUAGUGGUGUCUGCAGCAGGUGUGAUGCCAUACCUUCAGGGUCGAGGAGCAGGAACAGGCGGGGGAGACCAAAACCUCUCCCAUUCUGUGUCAACAACCCCUUCUGCUUCCUCCUCUUCCUGUCCCACCUCCUGCGACAGGCAGCCGGCUCCUCCCGGGACGAUGGGGAGCGCCCAGCCACAGGGGCAGACGUUCUCUUUGGGUAUAAGUAACUCAGGCCUUGGCCCGCCUCCACCUAAGCCCCCUGGAGGAGGGUAUACAUCAUCAGGCCAGCACAGCAGCUCAGAUGGUAACAGCCUGACUAACAUGGUAAACUGUGGUCAAAAUUCUUUAUUGGGCGAUCCUCCUAAAGAAGUGAGAUUGCCCUCCAAUCCUUACCUGAACUUGGCCAGCGUGAUGCCGGGAGUUGUUCUGCAAAACUCGGUGGCUAACAAGCCUCAGGGAGGACAGCCGGGCACCGGGAUCUACGGGGCCCCAGUGGCUCCUGUGGUCUCGCAGGGCGCUGCCUCAUUCUCCCACAGUGCGGUGGCUACAACCCCCGCCCCGUACAACUCCGACACCUCCUCCGACUUCACCCAGUACAACCAAGCCUACACGCAGGAGGCCAUGCACCAGUGGUACCAGCACUACCAGGCAGCGCAGGCACACACCUACAGUACCGCCGCCCCACAGGAUGGCACGGCCGCAGACUACAGCAAGGAGCACACACAGGUUCCUGCCGCCUCCACCUACGGGGAUUACACUACCUACAUGCAGGCUGUCACUCAGUACUACUCCCAGCCUGCAACAACCAACCAGGCCUUCGCCAGCAAGGAAGUGGAAGUGUGUAAGCCUUUGGGGGUCCCACUGCACGCAGUCAGUAAUGGUCCAGCACCUCCUCCCGCAGUCCUACCUGCCGCCGCCGUGCUCCCAGCCUACAGCACCCUGCCUUUAAUGCCCGGCUUCCUCGGAUCUCCACACCCACCUGCAGCUACACCCAGCUCCGUCACACAUGCACACACUGCAGCCACCGACUGGAACACGUAUUAUUAUAACCAGACCCGUGGCAUUAAGAGGGACUACCCUCAGCUAGCGGUGCAGGAGGCGCCGCCAUCGGAGGGCGCGUACAUCGGGCAGCACUCCCAGGGCCUGGGGGGGCAGUAUGCCGACUACUUCAAGAGGAAGAGGCUGUAGAGUGAACCAAAUGACCUUAAAGCCCACAGCUUCAGGAGGGAGACACAACCAGCUGGAUGUCACGGCUCCCUCUAGUGGCCUUUUCUGUGGCUGCCAUUGUGCGUCCCUGCAGUAGGUGUCAGGUUGUGUUGAGUCAGGGUUGCAGAUGGCCGGAGUGAAAACAAGCCAUAGUGCUCUUUGAUUUUGAAACUUUAGUACACUCUUUCACAGUAUUGCUUUUGUCUUGUUCAAGCCUUAACUAUUUAUCUUAAAUGUCAGUUUCUCUGUCACUGUUCCUAACUAAUAUUAUCCUGUACAUCUUUUUUUUUUUCAAACAUAAUCUAAGCUAAAGUAUAUUAUAUGUGUGUGUAGAAGCUGCUUUUGUAUUUGCAGGCAGCUGACCUGUCUGGAUGCUGAAACUGCCCCCCAGUUUUCCACGUCUUUUUUUUUUAAAGAAACUCAAAUUUGAUUCGUCAGUCAGGCUGACAUCCAUUUCUUCUAGCUUCACUGCCUUUUAUUACCCAGGACUCUCUCUAAACCUACCUGUGGGUGUGUGUGUAUGUGUGUGUUUUGUGUGUUGCUUUGCUGUUAUCUGUAGGAAGCGUCAGCCAUUUCUAUCCCAAGUUUUGGGAGAACAUCAGGAAAAAAAAGGGUCUAAAUCGAUCAAAUCCCUUAAUUUUGGUGAAUUAAAUGGAGUCCCUCAAUAGUUGGACUUUUCAGAUGUAGAUUGAGGGAAUAACUAAAUUAACUGCUGUGUAAAUAUCGCAGUGUAGUAUAGAAUAUAUAAAGCCAUGCGUAACAGACAAUAACACAUAAAAUAAAGGGCGUUUUGAUGCUCAUUUUUGAGUGUGGUGUACAACAGAAAAAAAUAUUCAGCGUCAGAUUUGCUUUGUCGAUCUACAAUAUACUCUUAUAUAUUUGUAAUAUAAUAUUCCGAGGCAGUUUAAGUAUUGUAUUAACAAUAAGUCCUGAUGAGACUUUAACGUAGUUAUUUGUUUUGUUUUGUACUGUUUAAGCCAAAUAUUCGGGUGCAGUUUUCCUCCUCUGCUGUUUUUGUUGUAAAUCAUUUUCUCUCUUUUUUUGUUUUACUGAAACUUUUGUUGAAUCUGUAACAGGAGCUUUAAUUUUAUAUUCAGCCGCCUCUUUCAUAAAGCUUUGAGACUGUAGAAAUGAUUCAAUGCAGAAUCACUGCACAGCUAAGAAAAAACAUCAAUGAGGAUUUUGCACGGGAACUGUUAAAAUAUUAAUGGUUGAAAGUAAUAAAAUGGCUCCAGGAGGCUCCCCAUCCCCGCCUUAAAAUAUAUUUGUUUUAUUUGUAGAAAAAUAAUUCAGCAGUUCCAUUGAGCGAUUGAAUUAGCUCUGACAUUUAGCAGUUUAAUUGGAUUUGCACAAUGAACAUACAGUUCUGGUACACUCAUCAGCAUGAAAAUCAUGUUUAUUUGUGGGUUUUAAUGAUUUACUUGAACUGUUUGUUUUUUUUAAUCAAAUUCCUGGGUGAUGUAAAUUCAGUUAUUAUUUUCAUUUGAUAAAAAUGUUUGUUCCUGAAUUGAACAUUUCCACUAGUAUUUAUAUUUUGCAGGAAACUCCUUGCCAUCACCCUAAUAGCCACCAUAACCUUUACAAACUUGCCAUCAGUUUGAAAUCUGGACUGGGUCGCUCCAAACAUUAAACAAACUUCUGGUCAGAAGAAACAUGUUGAUAAAAUUAAAACAUUGUGUUUAAAUCAGCAGGAUCAGGAUCGCACAUCCAGCUUGCCGCAAGUUUUGACCAGCCAGAAGGAACGUCUCACUGUUUUACUAACAAUGAUGGAAUGUAAGCUUGUGGUCAGAACUGUAUGUUAAACAACAAUGUGCAAAACUUUCCUCUUAAUUUAUUUGACCAGUUUAGUAGCAGUAGAGUCAACCAGAUUAUUUUUUUUCAUGUGAUUAAGAUAGUUUGCAAGAGUUUUUCUGUAUUUAAAGUUGUAGGAUGAAUGAAAUCUAGACUCUUUUUUUUUUUUUUUUUUUUUUUUUGCACAGUUAAAACCAGAUAUUUACAUACACUGUACAAAAAAAAAAUACAUAAACUUCUUUCUCUGACAUUUAUUUGGACUAAAUCAGCAAUGUUAAUCUUGCUUUAUAUGUCGCUUCUGAAAUAAUGACUUCCUCCUUGCUGGAUGGCCUUUCAGUCCAUGUUGGUAGAAAACACGUCUCAUUGUGUAUAAUGACACGUUUACCAGCUGGAGCCGGCAUCGCCACAGACUCUUCUGCUUUUGGUCUGCAGUGAGACCAAAGCACUGUAAGCCGUCUCCUUCCUGAACAGUGUGACGGCUGGGCGUGUUCUGGGUGUUUAUAGUUGUGUGUAAUUGUUUGAACAGAUUAAUGCGGCACCUUCAUUCGUCCGGAAACUGUAACCAAGGAUGAUCCAGGCGAGUAGAGCUUUUUCUGAUACGUUGGCAGAUUUUAUUUAUUUGUUUUUUUACUUUGAUGGAUGCAGCGUGUUUGAGGUGCUGCUUUAUAAUCAGAGGCUUUCAAAGCCGUUUUACAGUCUGGACUUUCCCAAAGUAUUUGAAAGUGCAGCAAUUUUGGUGUAUGCGAUCUGAAACAGGAAACGCAUUGCUUUUGUUGGACAGUGUAUGUAAAUAGCUGGUUUAAUCUGGGUAUAAUGCUUUUUUUUAAAAAAAAUGUAUUCCUUGCAAAAAUGAUUUGAGUUAGUUUUUGGUAAUAUUGUAAAGCCAGUACACAGAAAGCUUGUAUAAUGAGAGCAAGAUUGUUUUUAAUCACAGUUUGAACAUUAAACUUUAAGUGCACUGACUUUAAAAAAAAAAAAAGGCAAUAACCAAGGCUCCAACUACUGUCAAAGGAUGAAUGUAUAAGGUUUUUAUUUGAAGUCUUCAGCCAUUCUAAACUGGCACUGGUUUAUACACAUUGUUACAGCUUUCUCAUUUUUUCUAUCUCUAUUUUUUAUGUCUUUGCAUUUUGCGUAUACAUUUCAGAAUUUUGUAUCUCUGAGAACAAUAUCACUUGUAUUGCCAUGGCAGUAACACACACUGUGAAAACCAACAACAAUGGCACAAGCAAAAGCAAACCCAGAUGUGUUUGUCACUGCAGGUCGGAUCGACGUGACGUUUACAUCCACACAGAAAUAACGGGAGAUCAGAAAGCUGAGAUUCAGGUAUUCUUAUAAGGUGUUCAACUUGUAAUGAGGGUCAUUUUGGUCCAGUAAAUAAAAAUAAUGACCUACCAAAAGUGAACCAGGUCACACAUCAUUCCCCUGCAGGUCAUCAAAAAAUAAUAAAACCCACAUUGAAAAUAACUGCUGUAGAACUCCUUUUAUAAAGAAGAUUAGAGCACCACAUUUCUUUUUUUUUUAAUAUUGAUUCUCAGUUCAGCGUAAGUUGUGGCAAAAUUUUAAAUGAAUAAAUGGUUUACUGUAACUGCAUGGCAAAUAACAGCUGGUAAUUGUAAUAUCUGAAAUGGAGAAUCUACGGGUUACAAAAUAAACUGUGCUGUUCUUUUAACAUAAACUCUUAGCAUGUGAUACGGUGCAGUAAUGUAAGCAGACAAAGCGCCUUGCAAAAGUUUUCCUACCAUUGGAAUGUUUUCCAGUUUGUUUGUUUUUUAACCAUAAAAUUACUAACUUCAAUGGAUUUCAUUAGGAUAAAUGGCUUUCAAAAAUAAAAAAAACUGGAAAGUGUGGUGUGCAUUUUCAUUUAGUCCGUUUGAGUCGUUACAUUGUGAAACCAUUUUUCACUGUGGUUACUGCUGGUCUCUCUACCAGCUUUGCAUAUUGAUUGAAAUUUGUGUUUAUUCAGUUCGUGUCCAUUUUUUAUAUAUAAGAUCUAGGUCUGGACUUUGACUAGGCCAUUUUUACAGACUAAUAUGCCACUCUAUCUCUGGCUGAAUGUUUAUGGCUUUUAUCCUAUUGAAAGGUGACAUCAGUACAUUGAAGUUUGUGGAUGGUAGGAGUAGAAAUACUUUUGCAAGCCACUGCAACAGCAUGAAAGAAUUUAUACUUCCUGUUUAGAACCUUGUAAGCAUCAAAUUAGCUGGUCAGUUAUACGGAAUUUACUGCCAAAAAAACCUGGGUUUUUAAAUGUGCAUACAAGUUUCAUGCAAUAACUGGAAAUAUAUAUAUACAUAUUUUGGUGUCUGA